AUGGCAAUCGGUACUUCUGAUGAUUCAAAUGUUCAAACAUUUGCAUAUGAAGAAAGUUUACCUAAAUUACCAUUACCACAAUUAUCGAAAACACUACAUCAUUUGAAAAAAUCAUUGGAACCAUUAUAUUAUGCAGAUGGUUAUUAUAAACAUCCUUUGGACCCACGCACAAUUCAUGAUUUAUCUCAAUGUAUUCAAGAUUUCGAAACUUCAACUGUAGCAGAAAAAUUACAAAAUAAAUUAAAUGAAUAUCAUUCAUCUCAAUCGUCGUAUCUCGAUAAAUUACACUUAGAUAUUAAUAAUCACACUGCUGCUACCGAUAUUCAGGAUGAUAUCUUACCAAGAAAUCCAUUUUUGAUUCUAGCAGAUGACGCCGUCAAAGGGAUCGAUCAAGCUGAUAGAGCUGCCGUCUUACUACAUUCUGCUUUAAGAUUCAUAUCUGCUUUGAAAAAAAAUAUUUUACCACCUGAUGUUGCAAUGAAUCAUUCGUCAUCUAAAAAGAAUAAAAAUUUAGAGGAUUCAGUGGCUCAUCUUUCAAUGUAUCCUUAUAGGAAUUUAUUCGGUACCACUCGUGCUCCCGUUUUCCAAAAUGGUGAAGUCGAAACUUUUGAUUUACAAAAACCUUACACUAUUUCAGAUUUAGAAAAUGAUGAGGAUGAUGACCAGGAAGAACAAGAACAGUACUCUUCAAAGGAAGGUAGUACGGAAAGUACUAAUAGUGCAAAGGAUUGUUUUACACGUAAUGGUAUUACUAUUGCACGUUAUCCUGAAUCUCGUCAUAUUGUCAUUAUUUCAAAAGGUCAAUAUUAUACAGUCGAUGUUCUGGAUGAUGAUAAUGAUGUCUUAUACACAUCGAAUGAAUUCACAAGUUUUUGUAAUUAUAUUAUAAAGGAUUCAGAAAAGUCUUAUAAUUUUAGAGCUUCAACUGCUUUAGGUUCUUUAACAUCUCAUAGUUUUAAAAAUUGGAAAUAUGCAAGAAAGAGGCUUCAAAAGAGAUACCCUGAAGAAUUACAUUUGAUCGAUUCUGCUUUAUUUGUCCUUGUAUUAGAUGAAUCUGAUGAAUCAGAUUUAAUGAAUACCGACCCCGAGGUAAUCAAUUCUAUUGUUCAUGAUUAUGAUUAUAAACCAAUUAAUAAAAAUGUAAAUCAAGAAUCUUCAAUUAAUUGUAAAAGAUUGUUUUACGGUACUUCGAUUAUUGAUAGUAAAGGCCAUCAAAUUGGAUCCUGUGUCUCAAGAUGGUAUGAUAAAUUGCAACUUGUUGUCACUAAAGAUUCAAAAGCCGCCGUGAUUUGGGAUUCAUUCACUUGUGAUGGAUCAGCGGUAUUAAGAUUCACUUCAGAGACUUAUACUGAAUCUAUCCUUAGACUAGCUAAAGAAGUCAAUGCAGGUGAUCCAGAGUUUUCAUUAUGGCCUACCGUAAAACAAUCCUCGAUUCCAAAUGAUUUAAUUAGAAAGGAUAAGAGAACAAUGACUUUAGAUGAAGCACAGAUUAAAAAUAUCGUCUUUAAGAUUGAUUGGUCAUUUAGUAAUAUCUUAAAUACUCAUGUUCAUUUAUCUGAAACAAAAUUAGCAGAUUUGAUCUCUAAACAUGAUAUUAUUCAUGCUUCUGUACCAUUUGGUCGUAGAUCUGCAUUAAGGUUAGGUAUUCAACCAGAUUCAAUGAUCCAAGUUGCUUUACAGAUUGCGCACUAUUCAUUAUAUGGAAAAAUGGUCUUUUCAUUGGAACCAAUCUCUACAAGAAGAUUUAGAAAUUCAAGAUCUUCUUUCAUUAAUGUACAAACACAAGAAUUAUUAGAAUUAUGCCAAUUGUUUAUUUCUAAUUCAAUCGAUGGUCCAGGAAAAUUAGAGAAAUUCUUGAAUACUUGUGAUUCUCAUAGUUCAAAUAUUAAAAAAGCAAAAUCCGGUUCAAGUUACGAAAAGCAUUUUAAUGCAUUGAAAUAUUUAUAUAAAUUCCAUGAUCAUUAUGGAAUUGAGUUGGAUGCAGAAGAUGAAAAAAUUGCAACUAAUUUAUUCGACAAUAGUAUCAUAGCUCCAUUCUCACAACCAGAAUUAAUCGUAGCUAAUUGUGGCAAUAGUGCCACUACCACGUUUGGUAUUACUCCAGUGGUACCACAAGGGUUCGGUAUAGGUUAUAUCAUUAAUGAUGAUCAAUGCGAUAUCACUGUGACCUCACAAUUCAGACAAGGUGACAGACUAAUGUUUAUGUUGGUAUGGGUGCUUCAUGAAAUCCGUUCAUAUUGGAAAGAAGCAAGAACUUUGGAUCAAAGUAGAACAGGGGUGAAAAUUAGUCCCGGAGUAGAUAGAUUGUAUCAAAUGGAUAACGCCGUCAAGAGUAAAAUAGAUGGCCAAAGCUCGAAUGAAAAUAGUCCCUCCCCAUCCUCUACUCAAUUGAACAAUUUGCCUCAAGGUAGAAAACUUCAUCAUGGACACCAACAUCCAAAUAGUGGAUUUAGAUUCUUUGAUAUCGAUUCUCAUAUCGAUAGUAGAGGUACGUCUGUGACACCACCAAUUGUGAAUGGGAAUAGAGUGCUUAUGGCUCAAGGGGACCCGCUACGUGGCCAAUUGGAUGGAUCUAGUGGUAAAUUAUCUGCAAAAUUGGCAGCUUUGUCAGUGAACAAUACAAAUUAUAACUCUUCUCAGUCAUUAUCGGCAUUGACUGCUUCAGAGAAAUUAAACACAGGUUCCGAAAUUCCACAGAUUCAACCUAACCAUACAGCUGAUUCAUCAGAUUUUGAUGGAGAAAGUAUUCGUGCACAAUCGAAUGGAUACUCUAUCGAUAGUGAUUCCGCCAAUGGUUCAAGACCUGACUCUAAAAAAGGUAACGUCAUUAACUCUAAAUUUGAAAUCGAUUUUGAUCGUGCUGAUGUCGGCAGAAAAGUCUCGACAUACGAAUAA
This is a messenger RNA of Maudiozyma barnettii, 2895 nucleotides long. It is a transcript of the gene YAT2, whose product is annotated as carnitine O-acetyltransferase YAT2. Gene Ontology annotation, cellular component: cytosol. Lineage: Eukaryota; Fungi; Ascomycota; Saccharomycetes; Saccharomycetales; Saccharomycetaceae. The transcript has a single exon. Gene Ontology annotation, molecular function: carnitine O-acetyltransferase activity. Gene Ontology annotation, biological process: carnitine metabolic process. The coding region runs from base 1 to 2895 and encodes 964 amino acids. The record is from RefSeq and is a predicted model, not a curated record.